GGCCGGGCCCGGGGCGGCGGGGCCGGCGCCUCCGCUCUCCUCCAGCUCCGGCCUAAGCCUGUGCUCGCGCUGCGGCCGUGGCGCCCCUCGGCGCGGCUCCCCGCGCUGCGCGCCCGCUGAGCCCGCUGCUCCCCGGCCCAUGUACUGGAAGCAUGAGAGCGCCGCCCCGGCGCUGCCCGAGGGCUGCCGGCUGCCGGCCGAGGGCGGCCCCGCCGCCGACCAGGCACGGGGAGGCGCUGGGCUCAGGCUGCGCGGAGCCAGUUCUGCAGCCGCCGCCGCCUGCGUUCCCUCCCCCCUCCCCCAGGUGAUGGCCCAGCCCGGGUCCGGCUGCAAAGGGACCACCCGCUGCCUUGAAGGGACCGCGCCGCCCGCCAUGGCUCAGUCGGACGCCGAGGUUCUGGCAGGCGCUCUGGACAAGGAGGAGGGUCGGGCCUCCCCCUGUACGCCCAGCACGCCAUCUGUCUGCUCACCACCCUCUGCCGCCUCCUCCGUGCCGUCCGCCGGCAAGAACAUCUGCUCCAGCUGCGGCCUCGAGAUCCUGGACCGGUAUCUGCUCAAGGUCAACAACCUCAUCUGGCACGUGCGGUGCCUCGAGUGCUCCGUGUGUCGCACGUCGCUGAGGCAGCAGAACAGCUGCUACAUCAAGAACAAGGAAAUCUUCUGCAAGAUGGACUACUUCAGCCGAUUUGGGACCAAGUGUGCGCGGUGUGGCCGGCAGAUCUACGCCAGUGACUGGGUGCGGCGGGCACGCGGCAACGCCUACCAUCUGGCCUGUUUCGCCUGCUUUUCAUGUAAACGCCAGCUGUCCACGGGUGAGGAGUUUGGCUUGGUGGAAGAGAAGGUGCUUUGCCGCAUCCACUACGACACCAUGAUUGAGAACCUCAAGCGGGCCGCCGAGAACGGGAACGGCCUCACGCUAGAGGGUGCAGUGCCCUCCGAACAGGACAGUCAGCCCAAGCCGGCCAAGCGCGCGCGGACGUCCUUCACCGCAGAGCAGUUGCAGGUUAUGCAGGCGCAAUUCGCGCAGGACAACAACCCCGACGCGCAGACGCUGCAGAAGCUUGCGGACAUGACGGGCCUCAGCCGGAGGGUCAUCCAGGUGUGGUUUCAAAACUGCCGGGCGCGACAUAAAAAGCACACACCGCAACAUCCCGUGCCGCCCUCCGGGGCGCCGCCGUCCCGCCUCCCUUCCGCCCUGUCCGACGACAUCCACUACUCCCCGUUCAGCAGCCCCGAGCGGGCGCGUAUGGUCACUCUGCACGGCUACAUUGAGAGUCAGGUACAGUGCGGGCAGGUGCACUGCCGGCUGCCUUACACCGCGCCCCCCGUCCACCUCAAAGCCGAUAUGGAUGGGCCACUCUCCAACCGGGGUGAGAAGAUGAGGAAACAGGCUCAGAGAGGUGAAGUGAGUUGCCCCAGGUCUCACAGCAAGUCAUCCUUUUCCAGUAUUAACGCUGCCAUCACUUCCGCAUCUGUCCAUGGGCACCCCCCAGCUGCCCCUCAGCCGCUGACAUCCAGUGUCCGAGCUGUUGCCAGGGACCCAUCUGCUCUGCAUCUGCCCCUCGUCUGCCAUCCUACCUGCCACCACCAGCUGGGUCCCUGGGCCUGGCUGUCCCCCCUCCUGCAGAGAACCAGAACCCACCAGGAGCACCAUGUAGUGCUCCUCUUGGAAGGCAGAGCUCCCUGAAAUUUGGAAUCAGGGCGAAAACAACAGCCCGUUUUUCCGUUUAAACAGGAGUCAUCUUCGACUUAAGCCAAUUACAAUAGCAAAAGGCCAAAUUGAAUUGGUGCGACGCCAACAGCCUUCUAAUUUACAGGUUUUCUGUCCUCCCAUAUUGGCCUUUAUUUACUACUUCCUGAACCAUCUCUGAAUUCUGAAUAGCUGACAACCCCCAAUGUUAUCCACUCUGUUGCUUUUGUCUGGAAAACUCUACAGUGUUUGUGGGAUGUCCCCAAAGGAAAGCUAUGUUCUAAUUUUAUCAUUUCCAUCUGUCUGGCUAUGUCAUGUUAAUUCAGAGAGAGACGCUGACCAACUCUGAGAGGCCCAAUAGGGCAGAGAUGGAGGCCUGCCCAGACCAAGAGGUAGAGGGAUGGGCAGGGGCUGUGGGGGAGGACAAAGACCCCCUUUGGUUUGGAGAUCAAGGAGAAGAACGUGGCACUUUGAAUUGGGAGAGGCAUUUGCCAUUUUAAGGAGAGGAAAGAGAAAACUUGGUAUGUUGAGGGACUCCCUAUGCCUACCUAUCCAGCACAUAUACAGGAGACAUAGCAGAGAUGAAGUUUGAUCUGUGUGGUGACAUUUCUGAAUGUUUGGGCAUGUGGAAUUGGGAGAUCUCAAUUUUCUGCUUAUUGACUCCUGAUGGGGUGCUUGGGCCCUGUCCUCUUUGGUGUGGACCACGCAUGGGCAGCUGGGGAACCGAGCCCAGGGAAGUGGCAGUCAGAUUUUUCAUUCAGGACCCAUCUCUGCAUAGAGAGAGUGCCCACUGCCUAGGUGAGUGUGCCAUGCCCAGGAUUCCAGCUGGGACUUCUGGGCUUCCCCACCAGCCCUGCCCAGAGCCAGCCCCACCCACUCCUGAGAAUGAGGGCCAGACACAGCUGUGCUCACAUCCACCCUAUCCUGCUGCAACUCUUCACCCCAAACAAAAGGGCUCGGGCUAUACAAGACCAUGAUUUAUGUUUUCAGGGGACACCCAUUUGUCCCAAGCUUAUCCUGUAAUUUUAGAGUUACUUGGUGUCCUGAUGAAUUUCCCACUAGAGGCUGCUCGUAGGCAUGUUUAGCCCAAGUCCUCCUUCCAGCUUCUGUUAACCUGAUAUGUUGCUUUUGGAAGGAGACUCUAGGCCUGGGAAGCAAGUUCAUGGUACAUAUGUAUCUGCUGCCCCUUCUUAUACCCAUGGUAGGCAUCACUAGUUGAUUGUAGCACUCUCUAUCUCACUGAGUCUGAAUAAGGUUUCAGAAUCCCAAUGCUUGAAGUUGGCACUUAAAAUGAAAAUCUAUCUGCCAUUCUUGUUCUGGGACCUGGAGGAGGGCUAGGCACAGGAGCAGCACAAGAAAGGAAACUGCUCACUGUCCCUUCCAAAAAUGGUUCCAGCUGACUCAGGGCAAAGAGAAGGCACCACUCCAAACAUGGUGAGUGCAGCUCGGUUCAGAACUCAUCCAGUGAAUAAGGUGCACCGGCCCUCUUCCGGUGCUUGGGCCUGAUCCCUGGUGAUUGGGAGCUCUAAUCUUUUCUUUCAUUUUGCUCCUGUUGAUUGGAGCCUCAAGCACAACCAUGUGGUAAAAUGGCCAGCUGAACUCUACCCAGGGCCACCCAGUACCCACUCUGCCUUGAAUCUCCCCUGCCUGGGGUCUGUUCCUUGCGUGGAUCAUGUGGUCAUAGCAUGUUGCAGUUCAGACAUGUCUCCACUAGCCUGUUAGAGCAGCCUGGGAAAGCACAGGCCAUCAUGACUAUUUAUUUAAAUACAAAAGGGGAAAACACACAUGGAAAAAAAAAUUGUAAGCACUUUUUUGUAAAACCAAUGUCUGUUUUGUUACAUACCUUUCAUGUUGUGCUUUGUAAAUGUCCUAUUUGUGUAAUAAAUAAAGUUAAUGCAAGUGGAAGUGCUGGCACUUAA
Manis javanica (Malayan pangolin) is the source of this 3609-nucleotide messenger RNA. It is a transcript of the gene LHX6, whose product is annotated as LIM homeobox 6. Gene Ontology annotation, molecular function: RNA polymerase II transcription regulatory region sequence-specific DNA binding; DNA-binding transcription factor activity, RNA polymerase II-specific. Lineage: Eukaryota; Metazoa; Chordata; Mammalia; Pholidota; Manidae. The record is from RefSeq and is a predicted model, not a curated record. Gene Ontology annotation, cellular component: nucleus. Gene Ontology annotation, biological process: forebrain neuron development; regulation of transcription by RNA polymerase II; neuron differentiation.